Adineta ricciae is the source of this 672-nucleotide messenger RNA. The record is from the annotation of a GenBank genome assembly. NCBI's taxonomy places the organism in Eukaryota, Metazoa, Rotifera, Eurotatoria, Adinetida, Adinetidae.
AUGAUUCUACUUCGUUCUAUGCUCUGUCCAGUAUGGCGUCGAAUGGGUUCGAAUCUCAUCAAACCAAUUUUUCGAAAUGAAUCCACAGCAACGACGACAAACAUAUCACAAUCAGUUUCUUCAAACGUACAUAGACCUAUGAUGAAUAAUGCUCUUGUUUUCGAAUAUAAAGACCGAAUAUUGCCGAUCGUGGGUUUUAUUGGUCUUGUUCAAUUCAUAGCAUUUGGUUUCAUUGCACGCUGGAGCUUUUAUCUGUUCGGCACAGUCACUGCUAAGGAAGACACUUUAACGUCAGAUUCAACAUUGUUAGAACGAGCAGCGAUUAUUGUUCCGACAAAGAAAUUUCGGUAUACAACAAAUAUUGUCAUCGUAUUAUUAAGCGGUGCUAUAUUUGUUGCAUCUAUUAUCUAUCCUGCACGAUGUGUACGUCGUCUUUAUCUUCUCAAGGAUGGCUCUUCUGUUGGAAUUGUUACUUAUGCCUUGUGGCCCAGUGCACGUAAAUUCACUGUUCCUUUGUCGGAUGUUUCCGUCCAUACGGCUCUGAAAGGUGUCGGCAUCUUCCAAAAACUCUACAUUCGUAAUCAACGAUUGUCACAUCUAGUGAACAGUCGCGAGGGAAAAUUCUAUAAUAAAUCUCUCUACGAAACAGUCAUCGCCCUGAAACGUUUCUAG